AUGCAAAAGCUGUUAAUGUGCGUGGCCGUACUGGCCGGCGUGGCCCUCGCCUCGAAGGAGUACGGGCUGAAGACGAACCGUAUCCCGACCGGAUGGGAAUGGAAUAGCACUUGUGAUGAGUGCCAAUCGUUUGUGCACCGUUUCGAGGCGGCCCUGAAGAACCCGACGAAGAUGGCCGAGCUGAAGGCCCUUCUCCGCAUUCUUUGCCACGAGACAUCGUAUGUGGAUGAAUGUCGUGCAUUUGUCGCCCACCUUGAUGACUUCAUCUCCAAGCUCGACCCCUAUCUUCAAGAUGCGAAGGCGGUGUGCACCCAUAUGCACCUGUGCACCCAGCGUACGGCCCGUUUCCACCGUAUCGGCCAGCUCUACAGCAAGCUCAUCCAGAAGGGCACCGUCGGCGGAUAUGCUGAUAUCGUGUGCGAUGAGUGCCAGUUCGCGGCCACCGAGUUGAAGCAGGUCAUCACCGACAAGAAUCUCCAGCAGCAAAUCCGCGACUUCUUCCGCGACAACGUGUGCGCCCGUUUCGGCAAGUAUCGCGGCGACUGUGACAUGGUCAUCGAGCAGUUCUUGCCGGAACUCUUCCAAGAGCUCGAGGCCGCCCUCGCCAACCCCAAGAAGGUGUGCCACGACAUCGGCUUCUGCGGCUCGACCCGCCGUCGUCUGCCCGGAUUCCUCGGACUCGCCCAGGGUUUC
This is a messenger RNA of Mesorhabditis spiculigera, 693 nucleotides long. Lineage: Eukaryota; Metazoa; Nematoda; Chromadorea; Rhabditida; Rhabditidae. The record is from the annotation of a GenBank genome assembly.